GUGGCCAAAGGGAAGACCUAGCUAGGAAUUCGCUCAGGCCUGCGUCUGCCCCCCGGGGUGGCCUAAAGCACGCCUCGCUGUCCAUCCUACCUGUCCCCACGGAGGGAGACUGAGCAGGCUCUGGGCGGACUGGCCGCCUCCCCCCGGACGGAGCUGGGAUGCUUGCCUGUGGCCUGUCCCUUGGCCUCCUGCCCCCGCCCGAUGCCUCCUUCCUGGUUGAUUGACUUAUGUGCAGUUUGGGACGCUGGAGUUUUCCUUGCCUCUGCAGCCGGGAAGGGAGCCCCCUCUGGCGUUCCAGGAAGGAGGCUGAAUGAGGCAGAGACCCUGAACUCCGUCCGGGAGGCUCAGUUCCAGCGACUGGAGGCAGAGAGACCUCGCAGGCCAGGGUGCGGGGCGCGAGGCCCGGUGCUCAGGAUGGCCGGGCAGCCGCCGCCCUGGGCCUACACAGCCAUCCUCCUCUGCGCACUCAGCCUCGGCAGGGCCAUCGAGAUUCCCAUGGACCCAAGCAUUCAGAAUGAGCUGUCCCAGCCCCCGACCAUCACCAAGCAGUCAGUGAAGGACCACAUCGUGGACCCCCGUGACAACAUCUUGAUUGAGUGUGAAGCCAAGGGGAACCCUGCCCCCAGCUUCCACUGGACGCGGAACAGCAAGUUCUUUAACAUCGCCAAGGACCCCCGGGUGUCGAUGAGGCGGCGGUCCGGGACGCUGGUGAUCGACUUCCGCAGCGGCGGGCGGCCGGAGGAGUACGAGGGGGAGUACCAGUGCUUUGCCCGCAACAAGUUUGGCACUGCCCUGUCCAAUCGGAUUCGCCUGCAGGUGUCCAAAUCCCCACUGUGGCCCAAGGAAAACCUAGACCCUGUCGUGGUUCAAGAAGGUGCCCCCUUGACGCUCCAGUGCAACCCCCCACCUGGGCUUCCGUCCCCGGUCAUCUUCUGGAUGAGCAGCUCCAUGGAGCCCAUCACCCAAGACAAGCGUGUCUCCCAGGGCCAUAAUGGGGACCUGUAUUUCUCCAAUGUGAUUCUGCAGGACAUGCAGACAGACUACAGCUGCAAUGCCCGCUUCCACUUCACGCACACCAUCCAGCAGAAGAACCCGUUCACCCUCAAAGUCCUGACCAACCACCCCUAUAAUGACUCGUCCUUAAGAAACCACCCUGACAUGUACAGUGCCCGAGGAGUUGCAGAGAGAACACCCAGCUUCAUGUAUCCCCAGGGCACCGCGAGCAGUCAGAUGGUGCUGCGUGGCAUGGACCUCCUGCUGGAGUGCAUCGCCUCCGGGGUCCCCACACCAGACAUUGCAUGGUACAAGAAAGGCGGGGAUCUGCCAUCCGACAAGGCCAAGUUUGAGAACUUCAACAAGGCCCUGCGCAUCACCAACGUGUCCGAGGAAGACUCCGGGGAGUAUUUCUGCCUGGCCUCCAACAAGAUGGGCAGUAUCCGGCACACGAUCUCGGUGAGAGUGAAGGCUGCUCCAUACUGGCUGGAUGAACCCAAGAACCUCAUCCUGGCUCCUGGCGAGGACGGGAGACUGGUGUGUCGAGCCAAUGGAAACCCCAAGCCCACGGUCCAGUGGAUGGUGAACGGGGAACCUCUGCAAUCGGCGCCGCCCAACCCCAACCGUGAGGUGGCCGGGGACACCAUCAUCUUCCGUGACACGCAGAUCAGCAGCCGGGCCGUGUAUCAGUGCAACAGCUCCAACGAGCACGGCUACCUGCUGGCCAACGCCUUCGUCAGCGUGCUAGACGUGCCGCCUCGGAUGCUGUCGCCCCGGAACCAGCUCAUCAGGGUGAUCCUGUACAACCGGACCCGGCUGGACUGCCCGUUCUUUGGGUCUCCCAUCCCCACGCUCCGAUGGUUUAAGAAUGGACAAGGAAGCAACCUGGACGGUGGCAACUACCACGUCUAUGAGAACGGCAGUCUGGAGAUCAAGAUGAUCCGAAAAGAGGACCAGGGCAUCUACACCUGUGUUGCCACCAACAUCCUGGGCAAAGCAGAGAACCAGGUCCGCCUUGAGGUCAAAGACCCCACGAGGAUCUACCGGAUGCCCGAGGACCAGGUCGCCAAGAGGGGCAGCACGGCGCAGCUGGAGUGCCGCGUGAAGCACGACCCCUCCCUGAAGCUCACAGUCUCCUGGCUGAAGGAUGAUGAGCCGCUCUACAUCAGCAACAGAAUGAAGAAGGAGGAGGACUCCCUGACCAUCUUCGGCGUGGCCGAGCGGGACCAGGGCAGCUACACGUGCGUAGCCAGCACUGAGCUGGACCAAGACCUGGCGAAAGCCUACCUGACCGUGCUAGCUGAUCAGGCCACUCCAACUAACCGUUUGGCUGCCCUUCCCAAAGGACGACCGGACCGACCCCGGGACCUGGAGCUCACUGACCUGGCCGAGAGAAGCGUGAGGCUGACCUGGAUCCCAGGGGACGACAACAACAGCCCCAUCACAGACUACGUCGUCCAGUUUGAAGAAGACCAGUUCCAGCCAGGGGUCUGGCAUGACCAUUCCAGGUUCCCAGGCAGUGUCAACUCAGCUGUGCUCCGGCUAUCGCCCUACGUCAACUACCAGUUCCGGGUCAUCGCCAUCAAUGAGGUGGGCAGCAGCCACCCCAGCCUCCCAUCUGAGCGCUACCGAACCAGCGGAGCACCCCCUGAGUCCAACCCCUCUGAUGUGAAGGGAGAAGGGACCAGGAAGAACAACAUGGAGAUCACGUGGACGCCCAUGAAUGCCACUUCCGCCUUCGGCCCCAACCUGCGCUACAUUGUCAAGUGGCGGCGGAGAGAGGCCCGCGAGGCCUGGAACAACGUCACCGUGUGGGGCUCCCGCUACGUGGUAGGGCAGACCCCCGUCUAUGUGCCCUACGAGAUCCGAGUCCAGGCUGAAAAUGACUUUGGGAAGGGCCCUGAGCCAGACACCGUCAUCGGUUACUCUGGAGAAGAUUAUCCCAGGGCUGCACCCACAGAUGUUAAAAUCCGAGUCCUGAACAGCACCGCCAUCAGCCUUCAGUGGAACCGCGUCUACUCCGACACGGUCCAGGGCCAGCUCAGAGAAUAUCGAGCCUACUACUGGAGGGAGAGCAGCUUGCUGAAGAACCUGUGGGUGUCUCAGAAGAGGCAGCAAGCCGGCUUCCCCGGCGACCGCCUGCGUGGUGUGGUGUCCCGCCUCUUCCCCUACAGCAACUACAAGCUGGAGAUGGUUGUGGUCAAUGGGCGAGGCGAUGGGCCUCGCAGUGAAACCAAGGAGUUCACCACCCCGGAAGGAGUACCCAGUGCCCCCAGGCGUUUCCGAGUCCGGCAGCCCAACCUGGAGACAAUCAACCUGGAAUGGGAUCAUCCAGAACACCCCAAUGGGAUCCUGAUUGGAUAUACUCUGAAAUACGUGGCCUUUAAUGGAACCAAAGUAGGAAAGCAGAUAGUGGAAAACUUCUCUCCCAAUCAGACCAAGUUCACGGUGCAGAGAGCAGACCCCGUGUCGCGCUACCGCUUUUCCCUCAGUGCCAGGACGCAGGUGGGCUCGGGGGAAGCAGUCACCGAGGAGUCGCCAGCACCCCCGAAUGAAGCCACACCAACCGCAGCGCCUCCCACGUCGCCCCCGACCACGGUGGGCGCGCCCGGCACGGUGAGCAGUACUGAUGCCACUGCCGCCACCGCCGAAGCCACAGCAGUCCCCACCGUCCCACCCGUCUCUCCUACCACCACCGCCGCCACCGAAGCCACAGCCACUGCCGCCGCCACCGCCGCCGCCACCACCACCACCACCACCACGGAGAGUCCCGCCACCACCAGGACUGAGAUCCGGGAAUCCGCCCCCGACGAGCAGUCCAUCUGGAACGUCACUGUGGUCCCCAACAGUAAAUGGGCCAACAUCACCUGGAAGCACAGUUUCGGGCCGGGAACUGACUUUGUGGUUGAGUACAUCGACAGCAAUCAUACGAAAAAAACUGUCCCUGUUAAGGCCCAGGCUCAGCCCGUACAGCUGACAGACCUCUAUCCCGGGAUGACAUACACGUUGCGCGUUUAUUCCCGGGACAACGAGGGCAUCAGCAGUGCCGUCAUCACCUUUAUGACCAGUGCAGCCUACACCAACAACCAGGCGGACAUUGCCACCCAGGGCUGGUUCAUCGGGCUCAUGUGUGCCAUCGCCCUGCUGGUGCUGAUCCUGCUCAUCGUCUGUUUCAUCAAGAGGAGUCGCGGCGGCAAAUACCCUGUGCGAGAAAAGAAGGAUGUGCCCCUUGGCCCUGAAGACCCCAAAGAAGAGGAUGGCUCCUUUGAUUACAGUGACGAGGACAACAAGCCCCUGCAGGGCAGCCAGACGUCCCUGGACGGCACCAUCAAGCAGCAGGAAAGCGACGACAGCCUGGUGGACUAUGGCGAGGGCGGCGAGGGCCAGUUCAACGAAGACGGCUCCUUCAUCGGCCAGUACACUGUCAAGAAGGACAAGGAGGAGACGGAAGGCAACGAGAGCUCGGAGGCCACGUCUCCGGUCAACGCCAUCUAUUCUCUGGCCUAACGGAGCCUUGCAGGCACGACCGCUACUCUGCAAGCAGGAGGGGAGAGGGGAGAGAGCCGCUGCAGACCUGCCCCAGAGCCGCCACCACCUUCAGGGACGGAGGACAGCAUGAGAGGCUGCCGAGCUGUGAGGGCCGGUGACUGCCCAGCCGGCCGCAAGCCCCCUCCCGGUGACCCCCCGGUGCCCACCGUGGGCAAGCUGCUGCUGCAGCUCAGCUCUGCCGGAGGGAGCCCCGGUCUCUCGCUCAGCCCCGCGGUCACCCCAGGCCUCCGCCCACUGCCCGCCCCGACCUCCACACACACUCACCAGGUUUCCGCUGGUUACAGUCGUCCUCGUUGUCUCUGUUUUUGCUGUGAGUCUUACCCCUCCAGACCCAAUAUGUCCAUUUUCUUUUCCUUUUGAAAAAAUGUCCCUGAAAAAAGAAAGGAUAGGCGGAUUCUCCCCCAGGAAACUGCAAAGAUAAGCAAAAAGGAUUGAUCUUUAAGCGAACGUACAGAAGAGCUGUAGUAUUCAAACCGCUGCUGGGCCCAUGUAUUUCCCAAGGAUGCCUUUCUCUUCACACGCCUCCCCCGGCCCCCAACCCCUCCGCCUCAACCUUGUCAGCUGCUGAGCUGGGCUUGGCGCCUUUCUGGGAAAUGACAGUAUUUUUCGCAGGGAGGGAGAGGGGGGUCAGGCCUCCUCGCCUGGCUCUGGUUCAGCUCUGGGGGUGGGCUUACCUCUUGCUCCUCACUCUCACCCUGCCCCUUGCUCUGGAGCGUCCGAGACAAAAGCUGUGCUGACUGAAGGCCUCUGAGGAACAGGAGUGGGCACCAAGGCGAAGGACUUCGGCUCCGGUGACCAUGUACCUCAAGCAGAAGGAAGCCAGGCGUCUGGUCCCUGGGGAGCUGUGCCCACCUCGAGAGAGAAGGGAAGGGCUGGGUUUGGACUGCCUUCCUCCUCAUCAGUGAGACUCAGGCUGUGGGGCAGAGGACCAUGCCCCCCGCAUCCAGGGUGGGGGCUGCCCCCAGGAGACGGACCCCACGAUGCAAAGACUGUGCUGGUGUGCCUGGGGGUGGAUCUGCACUCCCCUUGCCUGUCUGGCAGGUAGCCUCUCCUCGGUCGGCUCUGUGUGACGGUGAAUCUGGUGUUUUAUGGUGUGUGCAUGGGGAGCAGCUACCCCCAGGACUGAGCCUGCGUGUCCAUUCCUUAGGGUGUUCACGAUCAGGAGCCCCCGCAGGACCGCGGGACCUGGUGCUGCAGAGCUGGGCCUGGCAGGGCUCUCCGUAUGCCUUACGCAGCUCUGACCUGUCCCUACAGUCCCCAGCUCCGCAGCCCCUCCCUGCAAGCCUUGAAGCCUCCAGUGACACCUGUCUCGAGAGCAGGGUGGCCUAUGCAGGCGUCCCAGCAGAGCCCGAAGCAGCCACUCAAAACGUGCCCCAGAUGGAGACACUCGAAGACCUGCGGUUCUCAGAGACCCAGGGCUCUGCCUUCAUCCUCCCCACCUAUUCCAUUUUGAAACCAAAGGUACCUAGCCUCAGAGAGAGAGAUCUUGAGCCUAAGGAUAGCCCUUCGGCUGUUGCUGCAGCUAGAGUUGCUUUUAGGAGAGUGGAGCUGACCCCCAGAGUGGACCGCCUGCCACAGACACAGCCUCCGCCGGGAGCCUCCAGCUGCUUGCCAGGGCACCUGGGCAGGAGCAGCACUGUGUUCUUCAGAGACCUUAUUUAAACCUCGUUUGCCACAUGUUUAAGCCACAAAGUUAUUAGCAAUGCUUGAGUCACUUACUGGUCAGUUGAAGGUCAAGCCCCUAGACACGUGUAUUCUGCAGAUAAGAAAAGGUAGCCCUGAGCUGUGCCAGCUGUACUGUUUGAACCGAAGGGCAGGCAGCUCUCCACUGGCCCAGGCUGCGGGAGGUGUGCGGGCAGGAGGCCUGGGCGGGCUCUCGUUAGAGGGACAGGGUGACCGGCAGGGGCUGAGGAGCUAGCUCAGGGGCGCCUUCCCGGGCGUUCACCCCCCACAUGCCUGGAUGCCGCUGGGCAUUCCCAGAGCCUGGGCAGGGAAUGGCAGGGAGGUGUGCCUGUGAGCUGGAUUUCUGGGGAACACUCUGGAUGUGAGCAGAGCAGUCGUUACUCAGGCCUUCACUCCACAUCUCACUGCCCGCACUCACUGCGCGGGAGGCAAGCUCUGAGUGCAGGGUGGAUGGUGAGCUGUCCUCACACCAUCCCCCUGCCUCAGGAAAGCCCUUCACACGGCCGAUGAUGGGAAGGGGUUCUGCUCCCGGGGGCUUGGGGGGUGAUGACCCCUCAGCCUGUCUCCAUGUCCUGCCAGGCUUGCCCCCUUGGGUGUGAAGGCAGUGCCACCAGCCCCCUUGUGCACUGUUGUGCUGAGAGCCACAAACCACGUGACUGCCGCCCUCCUGGCAGGUGGGGCCCAGGUUGACCCCGAUCGAAGACGGCAGGGGCCCAGAGGGCUGUGUGGGCCCCAGGGUUAGGCCGAGGAGAGUGCAUCUUCUGUGGAGCCCGCACCAGAGCCCACCCAGCUCAGCUGGAGAGCAGCAUUGUCCAGCGCUCCCUGCCAAGCAGGGUGCUCAAGAGCCACCCCGAACAUACCCACCGCAAUGCCAGGAGAGCUCCACCACUGGUGCUUCGGCCUGCCUGGCCGGGGGCAGGGGAAGGGGUGGAAGUGUAGGCCGUUUCCAGCUCUGGAAAUCCCCAGCCUGAGCCCUCGUCCACCCACGGGGCUCAGCCAUGGCGCCUCCUGCUCUCAGCUGUCCGUCCGUCCCUCUGCGCCGCAGAUGCUUAGGAGCAGCUGGCCUGAGCCCUGGAGACCGCCGUGAUGGGCAGCCGCGGCCCCUGUCCUCAGCGCGAGGCCUUGUGACAGGCAGUGGUGACGGGAGCGCUCUGCAUGCUCGAGCCCCCGUGGCUGCAGGUUGAAGGGAGGGUCCUUGCGGGCACAGCUCGCUUACCCAGGCUGGGCCGGACGGGAGCGGUCCUCCUGGGCCGCUCUGUGCCGCGCUUGGGACAAGCUGCUUGACUGGUCUGUAUUUCGGUGCCUCUGUCUCCCCUAGUCAGUCCCUCCUCUGAAAACCUGUCCCCACAGAAGGGCAUGUGCCCAGCUAAAGGACCGGGUGCCAGUCUCUAGGGAGCACACGCCUGCAGGACCGGGGGCAGUGCCUGCUCCAUGGCCAGGGUCGUGGUGAACAGGCCCCUUUGCCCCUUGCCUUGCUUUUGAGGAAAUGGUUGAGCUUACGCUUGUCCCCUGGCCAUCGCCUUGGCCCCUUCCCAGCAAGUCCCGAGGCCUAGAGAAACGUUCACCUGUCCGAGAGGCUGCCGGGGUCAGGACUGCUCUCCCCAGGAGGAUAUCUGUGGCCUGGGCCCAGAGAGUACCCUCGUGGUUUCUCUGAACACAAUUAGCCUUAGAAGAGGGCUGGAAACAGAUCCGUGGAUGUCUGCGGCUUUUCCAGCCAAGGGAGGGCCUCCCCUGCUCACACUCAGCACCCGCACGGAGGUGCACAUGCAGCAGGCCAAGGCUCCGUCACCGGGUAGCGCUUUCAGGAGGAGCAGUACAGAGCGUGACCUUGUCUGGAAGAGGCUGAGUCCACUCGCAGACGCGGAGAUGAAGUGUGAAGGGCUGUGGGGAUGUGUGUUGGAAGUGUCGGGGCAGUGGUAGGAGGCUGCCCACGCCGGACACCGUCUGGGCAAUUCCUGUGGGCAAACCCAGGACAGAGUCUGAUCCAAAGGAAAGGGAGCUCUCCCUGGGAACAGCAUGGGCUGCAGCUCUCCAAGGCUCCUGGAGCCCUCUGCAGGGCCAGGGCCAAGUCACAGAGCAUCCCCAAAAGCCGUGUGACGAGAGCGGUGGGGGUUUCCCACCCUCCCCGUGGGGGUUUCCCACCCUCGUCUCGGUCUCUGCGCGGCUGCUCCGCUAAGGGCUGAAGAGCUCCUUCCUGGCCUCUGAGCCCUGGGGCGGGAGGGCAUCUCCGUGGGAGGACGCAGCACACACCCCGUCUGUGAUGCCUUGAUCACUCCGCCAGCAGCACAUACACCCCGGCCCGUGCCGUGAUUCAGUCCCUGGGAAAGAAAGCUCCCUGCAGAUCCUGUUUGAUCACUAGGUGGGGGGCUUAAGAGGUGCAUAGAGGGAGAUCCUUGAUUAAAAUAAAUCAGAGGCGUCAACAAAUAAAGCAAAGAGCUUGAAAUUACAGGAGGACCCUCAGUGGCCUUUGCAGAGCCCAACUCCUGGGCAGCCCCUCUUUAGGACAAGCAGGGGCAACCUGUGGGAGUUCACGCUGAACUAUGGCUGUGCGCAGCCUGCCCAGCUUACCCUCCCUCCACUACUGAGAACGGGUUCUGAGAGGGGACGGGGAAGGGAGGACAGCCAUCCAGGGAAGCCGCCAGACCCCACUACACGGCGUCUCAAGCCAAAACCAGGGCCCCAUGCUGGUCUAUUAGUAUUAAAUGGUGGUUUCAUCAUAAUAAGGAUGGCAGUGAAAUAGGUACAAAGGUGUCUAGCUUAAACAGGAUCAGAUUUCAGCAUGCAUGGGAACCACAGAGCUGAUCUGAUUGAAAUGACUCAUUGUACGGUAAAAUCCAGAGAGGGGAAGGGACUGUCUGCGGUCACACAGCUGGCGAAUCGAGGUGAGGUCCAGCCUUGAACUCGGGCCCUCUGACUCCUUGUCCAGUGUUCCUUCAUCUCAGCACAGCUGGAAACAGUGGUGUUCCCGCCUUGGACAUAGUGAUGUUACUUAAGAGCUGGCCCACAUUCUUUUCUGCUUCUCCCACAUGCCCUUAUACCUCCACAAAUGAAAUCACAGGAUUUUUCUGAGUCCCAGGUCAGUCAGUCUGCCAGCCCAUGGUGAACCGGUUGUGCUGUUCAGGAGAAGAGGGACCAGCUGAUUGGUGUUCGUCACCACGAAGCUCUCCCCUAGGGUGGCAUCUCUUGCCUCAUGAUGCAUCGGGCCCCCAGCAUACUGCGUCCCUGCGAGAGGGGCCUGGGGGGCUCUGUCCCCUCCACCCUGGCUGCAGGGCGCUGAGGGGAAGCAGGGCCGUGGAAGUUCUGCCCCUGGAUCCGCCGGGCUGGAGUGCAGCACGUGCAAAGACUUCAGUGAAGCAAUAAACACAAAACUCUGGGAGAAGAAAUCCAGAGUUUUGUGCACGUCUCUUGUUUCUCUUUCAAAGAGGAUGCAGGUCGGAUGACUGCCCUGCUCUCCUUUCUGACUCCCAGAUUCAGUGUCCUCAUCAGCUGUCCCCGCCCGGCUCCCAGCCUGUGCCAGCCUCGCGCCCUCCUGCUCUGAGCACCUGUCUGUCCUGCCCCUCCCUCCCCCACGCUGGGCCCCAGGGACCUCUGGCCCUGCAGCCUCCCCAGCACACACAUUUUCCAGUUUGUUCCAUUCAGCAGGGAAAUCUUUUCCAAAUGUCUCCAUCCCUUCCCACAUACCCACACACCCACAAGUUGGCCUGAUCUUUUUUUUCCCAUUGGUUAAAUAUUUUAACUCACCAAGGCACACCUUGUUUUAACCCCUCUCACAUCAUGUUCUUUCCUUUUUUCGAGUUAUUUUGCAUUAACCAACGUCAGUGACAGAUGCGUAUCUGAGGGUGUCAUACUCGACCUUCAGCAGGGAAGGCUUCUGGGCCGUAGAGGACCAUCUAAUAUGUGGACUUAUAAACUGACUGCAUGAGCAAUGGAAAGGCCAAAUUAUUCAGAAUUUUUUUUUGAAUCACUGUAAAAAAAAACUGAUUUCUUUUGUAUAGAGAACACUAAACGUAUAAUAAAAGUCGUUCACAAUGGA
Molecule: messenger RNA, 10258 nt
Organism: Capra hircus (goat)
Lineage: Eukaryota; Metazoa; Chordata; Mammalia; Artiodactyla; Bovidae
Gene: NFASC
Product: neurofascin
Exons: 33
Coding region: 202-4500 (1432 amino acids)
Biological process (GO): cell-cell adhesion; brain development
Molecular function (GO): cell-cell adhesion mediator activity
Source: RefSeq, a predicted model, not a curated record